Drosophila novamexicana is the source of this 852-nucleotide messenger RNA. RefSeq lists its product as uncharacterized. Lineage: Eukaryota; Metazoa; Arthropoda; Insecta; Diptera; Drosophilidae. The transcript has 5 exons. The record is from RefSeq and is a predicted model, not a curated record. Bases 313 to 687 code for a protein of 124 amino acids.
UGACUCACGUCUGUCCCGGAUUGCUGCGCGCGCUGAUUAAGCUUUAUGCGGCCUGUAAAAAUAAGAGAGAUAAAAACUGAAGCAACCGAACCAGCUUCACUCACCUGGCACGAUUACAACGACGCUCGCCCGCGACCAACCAUUAAAUACCCAAAUGGCCAAUUCGAUUACGCUUUACUCUAACCAGUCGACAGCUACGAUUCGAGCCAACGUCACGGUCUCAAUUACUGAAUUGACCAAAUUCCCCCCGUAUGCCCACUUAUAGCUCCGUUCCCGCUCCCGCUCCCGCUCCCGCUCCCUUCAGCCGGGGACAUGAUUAAGACGCCGAGUGCCUGCCGAGCAGCGGGGCCGUGUGCUUUUGGUUCGUCUGCGUCUGCCAUGUUGGCUGUCUUUUUUUUUUCAAACUCGCUCUCAAUAUACACUUGCCCGACAGGCACUCAAAUUGUGAAUUCUCUCGCCUGCUCUACGCCUAGGCUCAAUUUCCACCGAGGAAUCUUGGAUUCGGCGAACAGUGUGAAACACGUCUCAAAUGAUUUUUCGUGUAGAUCGAACAUUGCCAACAAGGAGGCAUGGAUAACAAGAGUUUUUUCCACACAUGCGAGUCAAAUUUCCCGAAACAUAAGUUGGCACGCCAGCGACUGUGCAUUCAGCAACAAUAACAAAACAUCUGCUGCCAUAGCAAUGUGAGAGAGCGAGCGAGAGAGAGAGAGAGAGAUGUCAGAAGCAUGCGCUCGCUGCGUUAACAUAAAAGACAGCUGUUAUCAAUUGGCACGUGGCGCCUCCUGUUAAGCGAGCUGGCAAUAACAUUUAUCGAACGACAACUGUUAUCGAACGGCAUUUGGCGCGCCAAGU